Messenger RNA from Suillus discolor, 1491 nucleotides. RefSeq lists its product as uncharacterized. NCBI's taxonomy places the organism in Eukaryota, Fungi, Basidiomycota, Agaricomycetes, Boletales, Suillaceae. Bases 488 to 1393 code for a protein of 301 amino acids. The transcript is spliced from 15 exons. The record is from RefSeq and is a predicted model, not a curated record.
AUGAAUAGGUGUCGUUAUGGUGCGUGCUCAUACUACUUACUAGCACUGUAAUUGAGACUACUGAGUGUGAACCUUCAAAGUUCAAUUAUGAAAGACCUUCUCGUCGGGCUUAUGGUCAUAAGUAUUGUAGUAUGUAAUGAAGUUGGCAGCCCUGGCAGCCCUGAGAAGAGUCCUGGCGAGGUCUGUGGAGGAAGAGAGUAGUUGCGUCUAAUGCGGAAAUUCUGGCAACUUGCGAUUUCGAAGUUGGGAGCCUCAUGUGACGCCGAAUCUGAUUCGGGUCGGCCCAUCAAGUCAGCAUCAGCUUUAUACGGAAGCCUGUCACUUCGCACCAUUUUUUCAGCCCUCACGGCAUCUUCCAAAAACAGCUGGCCACUGAAUCUAAUCAUACAAAAGGUUGUUCCAGCUGUUGCUACCACCCGACACUCCCCUCUACACCAGGUAUUUCAGCACCCUUAUCCGCAUUCGUUCAAACAUAUACAUCUCUACCAUGGGUGUUCUGGAUAAUACUUUUGGAGCAUUCUUAAUUGGGGUUGUAGUCUCUGCCACGCUCUACGGUGUCACUUGCGUACAGACAUGGUACUACUACAGCCGGUACCCCUCGGAUCCGUGGUACAUCAAGCUCAUGGUUGGCGCUGUGCUUCUAUCAGACUCGGUGCAUCAAGCUCUGAUUACACAUACAGUGUAUACUUAUCUUGUAACGGACUUUGGCGUCGCUGCUGACCUCGGGAAACUGGUCUGGAGUUUGAUUAUCGAAGUCUUAUUCAAUGGCUUCACAGCACUUUUGGUUCAAAGCUUCCUUACCAUGCGUGUAUACAGACUAAGCAACAAGAGUUUGGUUGCAACCCUGUCUGUGAUGACCCUUGUUAUUGGUGAAUUCCUCCUCGUUGUCAUAUACGUUGCAAAGGCUAUCAAUAUGACGACGUUCGCGGAACUCACUGCGCUCAAGCCAUUGUCUAUGUCUGUGAACGCUUUGGCGGCUGCUGGAGAUGUCCUUAUCGCUGUAUUACUCUGCACACUCCUUCAACAAUCUCGCACUGGAUUCCGGAGGUCCGACAACAUGAUCAAUAAGCUGAUUCUGUUUAGCAUCAACACCGGUCUCCUCACCAGCAUUUGCGCUGUCAUGUCACUCAUUUCUAUUACCGUGUGGGAUGGUACUUUCAUUUACAUUGCAUUUUAUUUCUGCUUGGGCCGUCUUUACUGCAACUCUCUACUGGCAACCCUUAACGCACGCAAGAGUCUUCGCGGUGAUACCCGAGAUGAAAAUAUGUCGCUCUCACUUCAGGGCAUUCAGAAAAGCUCUAAUAGCACUGGUACCGCGCAAAAGCGAAUUCCGAAUAACAUCUCGAUUAAAAUUGAUACCACGCAGGAGCAGUUUAGUCGGUUCGGGACAUGAGUGCCACGUGGGCGAUGAGAAGUACAGAAUGUACCACCCCAUACUUUGGUGUCAAUCGUUCUUUUUGCAUUGUAACGUAUGAUCUGCACCAAUCUGGU